Austrofundulus limnaeus is the source of this 1553-nucleotide messenger RNA. RefSeq names its product PRP18 pre-mRNA processing factor 18 homolog (yeast) (gene prpf18). Lineage: Eukaryota; Metazoa; Chordata; Actinopteri; Cyprinodontiformes; Rivulidae. The transcript is spliced from 10 exons. Gene Ontology annotation, biological process: generation of catalytic spliceosome for second transesterification step; RNA splicing. The coding region runs from base 60 to 1085 and encodes 341 amino acids. Gene Ontology annotation, cellular component: U5 snRNP; U2-type post-spliceosomal complex; U4/U6 x U5 tri-snRNP complex. The record is from RefSeq and is a predicted model, not a curated record.
CAGCACACUGUCCACAUAUUCGCCACAAUACAACAAACAUACGGCGUUACUGUCCCAAAAUGGAUAUACUUAAAGCCGAGAUAGCAAGAAAGAGAAAAGUUCUUGAGGAAAAAGAGCUUAUUGACGAUUCCAGAAAAUACUUCAAAAGGGCAGAUCUUGCACGCAAGGAAAAAGAAGAAUACUUCAAAAGAUGUGGCUAUAAGAUUGAUAAAAAGGUAGAAAAUGAACCAUCCACUUCAACUAACCCAGUGUUGGAGCUGGAGCUAACAGAGGAGAAACUGCCAAUGACGCUGUCACGACAAGAGGUUAUUCGACGGCUUCGAGAACGAGGGGAACCGAUUCGUUUGUUUGGAGAGUCUGAUUAUGAUGCUUUUCAGAGAUUGAGGAAAAUUGAGAUCCUGACCCCAGAAGUAAACAAGGGAUUGAGAAAUGACCUGAAAGCUGCCAUGGAUAAGAUCGACCAGCAGUAUCUGAAUGAGAUAGUUGGAGCGACAGAGUCCGGGGACGUGGACACGCAGCAUGACCUGAAAGUUCAUGAAGAAAACACCACCAUAGAGGAGCUUGAGGCUCUUGGAAAAACCUUGGGUACAGGAGACGACAGUGGAGAUCAGGAUGUAAUCGCCAAAUUUUUAAGGUUUCUUCUUGGUGUUUGGGCCAAAGAUCUGAACAGUCGAGAAGACCACGUGAAACGCAGCGUUCAGGGAAAGCUGGCCAGUGCAACGCACUCACAGACCGAGUCUUAUCUCGAGCCUCUCUUUAAAAAGCUCAGAAAGAAGAAUUUACCAGCUGACAUUAAAGAAUCAAUCACAGACAUCAUUAAAUUCAUGCUGGAGAGAGAAUAUGUGAAGGCAAAUGAUGCAUAUCUACAGAUGGCCAUCGGUAAUGCUCCCUGGCCCAUCGGUGUGACCAUGGUGGGAAUCCACGCUCGUACUGGACGAGAAAAGAUCUUCUCCAAACACGUGGCUCACGUCCUCAAUGAUGAGACACAAAGAAAAUAUAUUCAGGGACUGAAGAGGCUAAUGACCAUCUGCCAGAAACACUUCUCAACCGACCCAUCAAAGUGUGUAGAGUACAACGCUCUUUAACAAGUGCAUUUUUUUUUACAUGAGAACAAGACUUUGGGAUCAAAUGUCUUUUUUCCUUCAACCAGCUCAUUUUUGCUACAGGUUUAUCAGAGAUGAGACGGAAAGUUUUAAACUCUUGUACACAGAUUUCUCUUGGAGUUGUUGUUAUAGGAGGAUUGUACAAUUAAACACUGGUGUGAGUGAGGAUUGUAAUAUACAGUCAAAGUCUUGGAUUCAACUGAAAAACAAUUGGUGAUCAUAAAAUAUGUCUUGGUUAAUGUUUCAGCUAAUUUGAUGUAUAAAACAGAAUUUCAAUCAUAGUUGUCUUUUUUAAGCUUUAAACAAAUAAUUCCUUACAAAAAGUCCCAACUCAAAUUUUCUAGUUUUUUUAUGUUGUAGGCAGAAUGUCAGUUCAUGAAAGACGAAGUGUAAGUUUUAUUGCACCUGCAUGAGCUCAAAUUUGAUGUAAAUAAAUGACAAAUACAUUUA